AAAACAGCACGGGAGGAGCUGGCCCUAGUAUUCCUCUCAAAAACGCCGGCGCGAGCGUGCACGCGACCGCUUCACGGCCGAGACCGAACUUAUCACCUCCUUGCCGCUCUUGCCUUGAGUUUCUCUCUCGUUCCCCACCCUGGAUAAAUGCGCGACGAGCAGUACAUGCAGAUAUAAAAGCGAAGUUAACGAGGGUGUCGGGUCCAGUCGCUCGCGACACGUGUGUAUACGUUUCGGCGGGGCCGAGAGGCGGAAGAAGGUCCAUCCUGUUCGCGGCUCGGUUGGCCUUGCAUCGGACUCCCCUGAGCUCCUUGCGGCGGCCCUUCAAGGCGAAAGGCCGAUUUCGAGCAGGGAGGAUCAAGAGGCGCGAAGAGAAUCCUCUUCGCCCCUCCGGGCUUCAGCGAUUAGGAAAGAGGAGACUAUCAUCGGCGCGUCGUGUUCUCCAAGGAUAACAGAUUCCCCCUAGGAUGAUCCCCGUGUGGAAAGAGUGCUGCAGCCAACUGCCGCAACGAUGGAUAUUUGCCAUCAUGGGAUUCUUGGCGAUCCUGAACGCCUACACCAUGAGAGUCUGCCUCUCGAUCACCAUCACGGAGAUGGCGAUUAAGAUAGAGCACAAUUACACAGAUGAUACUUGUCCGAGAGAGUAUAAGAAUGAUACAAAGGACGACGAUUCCGAGAAAUACGACUGGGACGAACGUACGCAGGGCCUUAUCCUCUCGUCUUUCUACUGGGGCUACGUCAUCACGCAUCUGCCGGGCGGGAUGCUGGCUGAAAAGUUUGGCGGCAAGUACUGCCUCGGUCUUGGCAUGCUCUCGACAGCGAUAUUCACCCUGCUGACGCCGGUGGUGGUCAAGUGGACCGAGGCGACCGGGCUGAUUGUGCUGCGAGUCCUCAUGGGCCUCGGCGAGGGCACGACCUUCCCGGCGUUGAACGCAAUGCUGGCGCAGUGGACGCCGCCGGAGGAGAGAUCGGUGAUCGGCUCGCUGGUGUUCGCCGGCGCCCAGCUCGGCACGGUACUCGCUAACUGGGCGUCCGGUGAGAUGCUGCACAAUUACAAGUGGCCCGUCGUGUUCUACGUGUUCGGCGGCAUCGGCGCGUUGUGGUUCGUCCUGUGGGUGUUUCUCUGUUACAACAACCCGUACGAGCACCCGUUCAUCUCUGAGAAAGAGGUCAAGUUCCUGCACGAUCGUAUGAACGAGCAUACUCAUAAGAAACCACCGCCCGUGCCCUGGCGGUACAUGCUGAGCUCGGCGCCCCUCUGGGCCCUGAUCGCCGCUCAGGUCGGCCACGACUGGGGUUUCUUCACCCUGGUCACCGAUCUGCCCAAGUACAUGAGCAGCGUGCUCCACUACUCCAUCAAGGAAACCGGCUUCGUCUCGGCGUUGCCCUACCUCGUCAUGUGGUUCUCCAGCAUGGGGUCGUCCUGGCUGGCCGACUGGAUAAUCACCAGGGGCGUGAUGUCGCGCACCAACGUGAGGAAACUCGGCACCACAAUCGCCUCCAUAGGUCCGGGCGUCUUCAUCAUCGCUGCCUCGUACGCCUCGUGCGACAAAACGCUGGUGGUGGCCCUGUUCACCAUCGGCAUGGCUCUGAUGGGUACCUUCUAUCCCGGGAUGAAAGUCAACGGGCUGGAUCUCAGUCCCAAUUACUCCGGCACCCUGAUGGCGUUGGUGAACGGGAUCGGCGCCUUCACCGGUAUCAUCACGCCGUACAUCGUCGGCGAGCUGGCGCCCGAGCAAACGCUCACCCAAUGGCGAACCGUCUUCUGGAUCGUCUUGGGUGUCUUCGUCGUGACGAACGUGAUCUUCGUCCUGUUCGCCAGCGGCGAGGUUCAACGCUGGAACGAUCCCAAUUUCGUCAUACGGAAUCAGGAGGAGAUGAAGCAAAAGAAGAUGAACGACAGGGCAGAAUCGGUGGAGAAAUAUUGAAAGCGUUGCCCACGGCGCUUUCCCUCGCGGAGAGCGCUAGGCUCUUAACAAACAGCCGGGCUCGUUAAUAAUCUCGUCAUCAUCCCGAGACGUCGCGCUUCCUCGACGGAAGCCAUUCUCAAGGUCCGCCUGUCAUCUCGCCAACGACUUUCAACCAAGAUCUCACAUCCGCGUGAAGGAGAGAUGUCUGAGAAAGACGCGCGCUGACACCUCUCGCGCGCGCGCGCGAUCCUUGAGUGAUAAUUUACGCGCGGCAUUAAAUCGCACGCUGCCGGAAUGCAUCUCGAGUUUUCACGUCAGAACGCGUAUCGCGAGCGCUCAAUGCGCCGGUGACAUUUGCAAGCGAGCCGUUUUCGUCGUGAAAGGAGACACUGUAAAUUAAAGCCGAUAGGCCGAUAGCGAUUGUACAUAUUGCGUAAGGAUUAAGUGUAUAGUAUAAGUUUUACUUCAUUUUAUGUAAAACGCUAAUCGCGCAUCUCUAUCGCCAUUUCUAAUAGGGAACGGUGCCCGAAGAAAUCGGGUUUUCCCCGGUUGGUCGCGGAGAAUUCGAUUCUUCUUCUUCUUCUUCUUCUUCUUUUUCGGGGGUAAGGCUGGUCCUU
Molecule: messenger RNA, 2527 nt
Organism: Vollenhovia emeryi
Lineage: Eukaryota; Metazoa; Arthropoda; Insecta; Hymenoptera; Formicidae
Product: putative inorganic phosphate cotransporter
Exons: 4
Coding region: 468-1928 (486 amino acids)
Biological process (GO): monoatomic anion transport; transmembrane transport
Molecular function (GO): transmembrane transporter activity
Source: RefSeq, a predicted model, not a curated record